AAAUCGUCGACGUCCCGUUCCCCAAAAAAACAAAAACAAAAAAUAAUAAUAAAAUAAACUGAAAACCGAGUGCCAACACCUUAGCCACGAAUGCCAGCGAAGCACAGCAGCACCACCUCCACCAUAAUAGCCACGAUGAUCCGGUGGUGCUGGUGGAUCGCGGUUCAGUGCUCUCGGCGGGGGCAGAAAACCCGGCUCGGGUUGGAGUUCAAAUAAAUACGGCGCCCUCUGUUCCCAGCCGAUCAUUCGCGGUCUGACGCCAGUCCGAGAAGCUUCGACUCCUCCAAAUCGUUGUGAUAAAGUGCUCAAAAGGAUAUAUUCCCCGCGGUUAGAACUUGAAGAGAGGCACAACGCCAGGUGUGCCAGGUGUUAAAUUUGAUCAAUCGAUUCGGUGGAAGCCAGUGGAACGGGGACAUCAUGAGAGCUGUCAUGUUGCUACCCUGCUUGGCCCUGCUCGUUUGUGUACGGGCAGCGGUGACAGGACCGGAGGCCAGGUCCUCGAGUGCAAACUCCAAGGAUCAACAGCUGGCCACGGCCGGAGUGGGAGUUCUGGACUCUGUGUUGCGGGGAAAGAGCCGUCAGUCACGGUGUGUGAGAUGCUAUGAGGAUCGUGAUCGUGAUCGUUAUUAUGGAGGAUACUCUAGUCGCACGGGAGAUGACAUGCGUAGCAGUGCCUGGUACUAUUCAGGAUAUGAUGAUCGGAGCAGCAGCCGAGGUGGUGAUCGUGACUACGAUCGGUAUUACGACCGCUAUCGUAAUUACUACGAUGAUCGUUAUUCCCCAAGGACCUACGAUCGGUAUGAGGGACGUGGCUAUGAUGAUUACAGGCGAGGAUCCUAUGGAGGCUCGGGAGCCUAUGAUCGUGAUCGUGGUUAUGGAUAUGACAACAGGGAGAGGGAUAGAUACUACGGUGAUCGAUAUAACGAGGGUUCCUCAAGAGACCGCUACUAUGAUCGCUCGAGAAGCAACUAUGAUCGCUAUGAUCCCUAUGAUCGUUAUUACUCCAGGUAUGAUUUUCGCAACUACCGCCCUUGGGAUGAGACCUACAGAGGCCAAUCGGGCUUCGAUAACUCGGGACGGGGUUAUUACUUUGCCGGUGAUGCCGAGGAUGAUAGCGAUACUGGCCGGAAUCGUGGCUAUGGCGGUGGUUACUCCUACAGCCGACCUUCUCCCUCGCUAAACUCGCCCUGUGGCAACCGCCUCUUGGGCAGUAAUUGUCCCUAUUCUGGAGGCGGCUCCAAGGUCACGUCCUCGGCCAUUGGCAGCGAUAGCUCCCGUGUUGGUGGCCACACCAGUGUCAUGGGUUCCGAUGGUGUCCCCGGCAGCUGGACAUAUCUGGGGGAUCAGGAUAAAAACAACGGCGGAGGCAGCAGCUCGAGUGGCAGCAGCAGCAGCAGCAGUGGCUCUGGGAGCGGUAGCAACGGGGGCUCUGGCAGCGGCGGUAGUCGGGAGCGGGAACGGGACAGGGACAGGGAGCGGGAUGCACAGAGCUCUUCCUAUGGUGGCCGACCACGUCCUCUAGGCGUUAGCUAUCUGCUCGAACGGGACUCGGACGCCGCAUCGGAUGGACCCGGGAACACGGCGAAUCCAGCUGGCAAUGGUGGUAGUGGAAUUAGUGGUGUUGGUUCUGGUGGUCAGAGCAUGCCGGUCCCAGCUGCACAGACAGCCGCCGAGGGAAGCACCGGAAAGGCGGCGGAGCAGUGAUUCCUUGUCCCGGAAACGGAAAUGGAACUCGCACCCAAGUUGGUUCCGGUUCCGGAACUGGAACGUUAGAAGUUCCAGCGGCUGGGAUAACUGUCGUCCCCAUGUGGGCGUGGCAGGGCUUAGUGUAACCUACCUUCCGUAUUUAUGUGUAAUUCGUAAGCUAAGUCUCCAAAGAAACUAUUUAUGUGUGGCACAGCUUUGCUCAAAUAAACAAACUUCAAAGAUUCUCAA
Messenger RNA from Drosophila serrata, 1935 nucleotides. RefSeq lists its product as uncharacterized. NCBI's taxonomy places the organism in Eukaryota, Metazoa, Arthropoda, Insecta, Diptera, Drosophilidae. The record is from RefSeq and is a predicted model, not a curated record.